Messenger RNA from Mixia osmundae IAM 14324, 453 nucleotides. RefSeq lists its product as uncharacterized. The record is from RefSeq and is a predicted model, not a curated record. The transcript is spliced from 6 exons. Gene Ontology annotation, molecular function: catalytic activity. Lineage: Eukaryota; Fungi; Basidiomycota; Mixiomycetes; Mixiales; Mixiaceae. The coding region runs from base 1 to 453 and encodes 150 amino acids. Gene Ontology annotation, biological process: nucleotide metabolic process.
AUGCUUGGAGGAGCUAGGCUGCUCUUGCGAAGGAUGUCGACGGUUGCGAAGGAUCAGAAUUGCAUCUUUUGCAAGAUCAUCGAUGGCAAGAUACCGAGCAUGAAACUUGCGGAGACGGAGAAGACAUUGGCAUUCAUGGACAUCGGACCGAUCGCCAAGGGUCAUUCUCUAGUCAUCCCAAAGUAUCAUGCUGCCAAGUUGCACGAGCUGCCGGAUGAGCACAUGGCGGAGAUCCUGCCUCUAGCAGGCAAGAUCGCUCGUGCACUUGGCUGCCAGGACUACAAUGUCUUGCAAAACAACGGCAGAAUUGCACAUCAGAUGGUGGAUCACGUCCACUUUCACAUCAUUCCCAAGCCAAACGAUACAGAGGGUCUCGGCAUUGGCUGGCCAACGCAGGAGGCAGACAAGGAAGAGCUCAAAGCAUACUGCGACAAAGUCAAGGAGAAGCUAUAA